Messenger RNA from Lactuca sativa (garden lettuce), 474 nucleotides. The record is from RefSeq and is a predicted model, not a curated record. Lineage: Eukaryota; Viridiplantae; Streptophyta; Magnoliopsida; Asterales; Asteraceae.
AUGAGCUCUAUGGGUCCUAUUAACUUUUUCCUUGGUUUAAACAUUAGACAGAGUUUAGAGGGUAUAUUCAUCAACCAAGAAGCCUACACGAAUACCUUGCUUGCGAAAUUCAGAAUGGUGGGAGAUUCAAAAGUCAAGGUUCCAAUGGCUUUCGGAAUGAAGCUUACACCAUCCUUGGACAAGUCGAAGACAUAUAUUACUCUAUAUCGACAAAUGAUUGGGUCUUUAAUGUAUCUAACAUCGAGUUUUCCAGAUAUAAUGUUUGCAUUUUCUUAUUGUGCUAGGUUUCAGCCGAAUCCACGUGAACCUCAUAUGAUUGCUGUGAAGAAUAUAUUCAGAUAUCUUAAAAGAACCACCUUUCUCGGAAUUUGGUAUCCUUCCAAGUCUAGAUUCUUUAUGCAAGCAUAUUCCGAUGCUGAUCUUGAUGGAUGUGGUCUCGAUCGUAAAAGAAUAUCAGGGGGUCUCAGUUUUUAG